CAUUUUUUAUUUAUAUAAAGUGUGGGUGAAUUUAAACUGUAUAGCUAUGCUGUGGUUCCUGUAGGCUUUGCGUGCGGUGGGUGGGUGGGGGCCUCAAUGUCCAUUUUGCUUGGGGUCCCCAAAUUCCUUGAAACGGCCCUGAAUGGCAGCAUAUCAAAACCUCUGAAGACGUCGGAGAAGUUCUGCACGAUCGCGUCAGCAGAGUCAGGUCUGUGACGAAGUUGUCAAAAUUUUCUCCUGGCUGCUGUAGCCUCGAACGGAAUACAUCUCGUAUGUCUCGUUUUUCUUAUAGUCUGGUGGACAGCCCAUAGAGCCCCAUUGUGGACCCGGAAAUGUCGGGAGCAGGGACAUCGGCACAGAACAUAGCACACGCUAGCCACUAUGUGACAUCAACUUGGAUAACCCCCAUGGAGCCUGUACAUAAUGUAGACUGUGAACAUAAUGGCACAUGGCCAGAGCUCUCGGAAACAGACUGCACUCAGGCUAAUGCGUCAGUGUCUCUCCAGCAUCAGCUACACAGUGGAUUUCUGGGCGUGCUCUUGGGCAGUGUGGCAGUCCUGACUGUGUUCAUGAACAUCCUGGUCCUCUAUGCUGUAAGGAGGGAGCGGAUGCUGCACACCGUGGGUAACCUCUAUAUUGUCAGCCUCUCUGUGGCAGAUCUUAUUGUUGGCGCUACAGUGAUGCCCCUGAACCUGGCCUACCUGCUGGACGAUGAGUGGAAGCUGGGCCGAGCUGUGUGCCAAUUCUGGCUGGUCAUGGACUAUGUGGCGAGCACGGCCUCGAUCUUCAGCCUGUUUAUCCUGUGCCUGGACCGGUACCGCUCAGUGCGGCAUCCACUUCGCUACCUCAGGUAUCGAACGAGGGGCAGAGCGACCCUCAUGAUCUCUGGGGCAUGGCUUCUUUCCCUGAUGUGGGUCAUACCCAUUCUUGGGUGGAGAUCAUUUACUUAUGUCGAUCGAAAACCUGAGACUGAGAAAAAGUGUGACACAGAUUUCCGUUUUGUUACGUGGUUCAAGGUUCUGACAGCCACCUUGAAUUUCUAUGUCCCGUCUGUGCUGAUGCUGUGGUUCUACUCCAGAAUAUUUGUUGCUGUACGAGAACACUAUCGGCAGUGGGAGAGUAUUUUCAGUUCACAGGAUUCUUCUGCGAACAAUGGAAGUGGACACAAAGAAGUUAAUAAAGUCACUCACAGGGGCAGCCUUAUGGUGCACACCCAGGGCUUGUUAGAUCAGUACAGCCUAGAGAAGCAGUUUGAAUCCAGGGACACGAAUGAGGGGGGAAUAAAAAAACAUCAGACUGUGAGGAAGUCCCUCCACAAAAAUGGUUCAUUUUUCCAUGUCUCUGGUAAAAGCAAGAAAAAAAGUGUGAGAGACACUCAGAACAGUUUUUGCUCAAUUGGAGAUGAAGAUUUAGGGAGUGAGAGCCCAUCGAAGGGGUCAGUGCUACCAAUGACUUUUCUGCAGUCAGCUGAGGAUGAGGAUGAUCCAAAACAUAUUGUGUCAGUUAACAAUUGCAAUGUUAUGGUAGAAAACUCUGAGACUGGUGUUUGUGAGCUAACAUCCAAAGUACACCAAUUAGCUCAUGCAGUGAGUUGUAACAACCUUUCACAACCAUUUAGGGGAUCGUUGUCAGAAGAUUCAAGCCAAAAACUAGACACAUCAAAAGCAGUUGCUCUUAAACAUACCUGGCAGAAGUUUCGUGAUCAGUCCAGGCAGUGUGUCCAGAAUAUGCGCAUUCACAAGGAACGUAAAGCAGCACAACAACUGGGCUUCAUCAUCACUGGAUUCAUGGUUUGUUGGAUACCAUACUUCAUAACCUUCAUGGUGAUGGCUUUUUGCACAACUUGUGUCCAUCACGACCUACACAUGUUCACUAUUUGGCUUGGAUAUAUCAACUCCACACUGAACCCCUUCAUAUAUCCCAUGUGUAAUGAGAAUUUCAAAAGGGUGUUCAAACGAAUAUUUCAUAUUGGCACAUAACAUUUGGCCUUGGCAAAAUCCAUGGCAUCACAUGCACAUGUAGAAGAGAGUGUAGCUCAUACACUGUGUGUAUUGACUCAGUCCUGACUCAGUAAACAAAAAUACCCAUUUGUCAUUCCACAAAGCAUACUGAGAAAAAAUACUAUAUCUGGCCAAGUGAAUUAAACAUAAUAACAUAAUAAUUGGCCACUGCCAAGGAAUAUAACCUACUCCCCCCAAGAAAAGACCUUGAAUGUUGGUGAAUUUCUGUUUAAGUCUUUUCACGGUUAUUCAUAAUCUGUAUCGGGUGGAAACUUUAUAUGAAAUAUCUGAAAUGUAUACCUACCUUUGCUUAUAAGUUGAGAGUUAAAUACAUUUUAAUGACAGAAAUGUGCCAACUGCUUGACCAACAUGGUGGAGCAGAGAUUGCAUAAUGCUGCUUAUUAUGAGUUACUACAAUUUACAACAUUAAAUAAGUCAGUAAGA
Alosa sapidissima (American shad) is the source of this 2444-nucleotide messenger RNA. It is a transcript of the gene hrh1, whose product is annotated as histamine receptor H1. Gene Ontology annotation, molecular function: histamine receptor activity. The transcript is spliced from 4 exons. NCBI's taxonomy places the organism in Eukaryota, Metazoa, Chordata, Actinopteri, Clupeiformes, Clupeidae. The coding region runs from base 333 to 1979 and encodes 548 amino acids. Gene Ontology annotation, cellular component: membrane. The record is from RefSeq and is a predicted model, not a curated record. Gene Ontology annotation, biological process: regulation of vascular permeability; positive regulation of vasoconstriction; adenylate cyclase-activating adrenergic receptor signaling pathway.